Engraulis encrasicolus (European anchovy) is the source of this 2812-nucleotide messenger RNA. It is a transcript of the gene hsh2d, whose product is annotated as hematopoietic SH2 domain containing. The coding region runs from base 748 to 1974 and encodes 408 amino acids. NCBI's taxonomy places the organism in Eukaryota, Metazoa, Chordata, Actinopteri, Clupeiformes, Engraulidae. The transcript is spliced from 6 exons. Gene Ontology annotation, cellular component: cytoplasm. The record is from RefSeq and is a predicted model, not a curated record.
CCCACAACAUUCUAUAGAUUUUAGGAUAAUAAACUACUGUUCUGUGUAAAUGGCCUUGGCUUUACUAGUGAAUUUUAAGGGCCAGGUGGUAAUUUCCAUUGCAUAAGUAGCCUAACUGACUAUUUGAAAUUAGGGGGUGGUAGCGCAACUUGUGACGGGAAUUGAAAGUCGAACAACUCACAUUUACCUCAGUGCGGGAACUCUGGGGUCAGGAAUGUGGUUUUUCUGAGUCUUGAAGUGCGCAGACAGGCGAAGAUGUCGCAGACGAGACAGCACGCUCACCAGGAAAAGUGGCUGCAGAAGAGAAUAAUAGGGAACUUUGAACCAUCAAGGCAAUUGCCACUGAAGUUCAAAAGGUAGGCUAUGCUAUACCUAGUAAAGGAAAGUAAGGGGAAAUAGAAACUGAGGACUUUGGACUUGUGUCUGUUAUAGACCUAGUUGUAUAGCCUACUAUUACGCAUAUCGCAACCCAUCUCCCAGUGAACUAUAGCCUAAUAAUUAUUGAGGUUUGGGUGAGGUUCGCUGAUGAAUAUCCACAAUAAAUGGGGAUGCUAUGGUUUUACAAAGGGAAGUGUAUUUAGUUCCUGGCAUAGACCAUCAUGGGCACUGUUUAUCCAACCACACCGCCUCCCAUUUCGCUGUAGCCUAGUCAGACCAAGUGAAAGUUCCGGAUAGGCCACAGAGCGCAGUAGCGACGGGCUUGGCAACAGGUGCGUUUUGUGAUGUUUACCUGAAUAUCUGUGAACUAUGGAGGGAGCGUGGUCAAAAGAGAGGCAGGCUUCUGUCGACUGGUUCUCUCGGCAUCAGCUGUCUUACAUUCUGCAAACUGGAGUCAUCCCAGAAUGGUUCCACGGCAUCAUAACACGAAAGGCUGCAGAGGACCUCCUGACUCCCAAGCCACCAGGGUACUUCCUAAUCAGGGUUAGUGAGAGCAGAAUAGGAUACACCUUAUCAUACCGAGCUCAUGAUCGUUGUCGGCACUUCAUGAUUGACGUUCUGCAAGACAAUCACUACUUGGUGGUGGGAGAGAGUGUUCGACACAGGUCUUUACAAGACUUGGUGGCCUAUCACCGCAGGAUUCCUAUUCUACCUUUCAACGAAUUAAUAACCGUCGCCUGUGGCCAGGCGUCAAAGGACACCGUUGACUAUGCUGAGCUGAUCCUCCCUAAAACUACUCACUGCCCAAAUGGCUCCAGUGGAGGACCACCAACAAUUGCUCCAAGAAGUGCUCCUCCUCCUCCUCGGGAGUGCAUUGUCCCUCCAGCAGCAACUGAGGAGAUCCCUCCGGCACUUCCCUACCGGUCAACCAAAGUGGACAAUAACGCCUCAGAUCAGAGUAUGAAUGUAUCUCCUCCAGUACCUGAAGGAUGUUCCUCUCCUCGACUGUACCCGUGUCUUGAGGCUGAACUGGGGGCACUCACUGCCCAAAAUGUGAUGUCAAUGCCAGUGCCAUUACCAUUGCCAAGGAAGAUGCGCUCAGGCAACUCCGCACCACAAGUGGACCCCCACGCCCCAGAGCUGCCCCCUCGAGUCACUAUCGCAGCCAGGAAGGAGCAACCGUGCCCCAAGACCAAUGGACUACAAGAGCCCAAGGCAGGAUGCAACGGAGCGGGGCCCAUGAUGACCCAUCCUGGUUCAGACCCAUCAUCAAACACUAAACCCCAAGAAGCCAAAUCUGGUAUCAACCUUACACACCUCAAGAAGAAGUUUCAGAAGAUGCGAUCGUGUUCGGAAGAGCACACGUACGCAGAGAUCAGCGAAAUAAACAGAGAGAGGCAACAAGUCUCCGGGUUUGGAAACACAGAUGGAGGUAGCAACAAGGCCUCGGAAAAUGAAUACGAGGAGCUGCCGGAGCCUUCUGACAAAAAGCCUGCACCCAAACCGAGCAUCUCGUCCGACGCUGGUGUCACAUUGAGCCAGCAGUCAAUGCCGUCAGAGUACCUGCCACCUCCACCUUUUGCCCCAGGAUAUUAACCAGGAAGAUAUUUGCAAGCUUUGCAUGUGGUUAACUCGGGCUGUUAUACGGGUGUUUUAAGAAGACAUAUCUCACACACAAACUACAUAUCUUUUUUUUUUUUUUUUUAAGAUUUUAUUUGGGCUGUAUUUAUGAUAGUACAGUGACAGAGGGUUAGGAAACAAGUGGGGAGAGAGGGACUGGGAAUGACCCAGGCCAGAAUCGGACCCGGGUCACCGGCAUAGUAACCUAGUGCCCUACCGUUAGGCCACAGUAGGGCCACAAACAACAUAACUUAUGUACAAACACUGACACUGUUAUAUAGAUAGUGGCAUGCUGGGAAUAGGCCUACAUUUUGACACCUAAAGAGAUAGCCUAUGUUUACUUUGCAUAAAGGAACUACAGACUACAGUGCUUCCUCAAUAUACCGGUAGUAAAAGUCCGGCUGCUAUAAGCCUGUUCAGGUUUUUCAGGUUUACACCCGACCUCCUGAAUGUCAAGCCUUAUCAUAUGUUGAGAGCUCUUUUUUUUCAUACACGCGCCUCUAUUUUAGGUUGCCUACCUUGAUAAGAUGAUAAUGAAUUGACUAUAUUAUGAGCAAUUCUAAUAUGAAUCUCUGUUUGGCAAAUAAAUUCAUGAUGAUGUAAUUAAUUAACAAUUAUGAUGUAAUUCAUAUUUAUUUAAGGAUGAAUAAAUUAUAGCAGAGAAUAAAACGUUUUUAGUUCUACAAACUCUGUAAUGAUUAAUUUAAUAAUUGUGUGGGUGUGAUUAAACUGCAGGCUAAAAAAUAACCCCUUUGUGCAUGGUAAUUCACUCAAGAAUGAACAAUGAAUAAGCCUAUCCAUCCUACCUCAAGGC